Ciona intestinalis (vase tunicate) is the source of this 2105-nucleotide messenger RNA. The record is from RefSeq and is a predicted model, not a curated record. Lineage: Eukaryota; Metazoa; Chordata; Ascidiacea; Phlebobranchia; Cionidae.
UUACAUGACGUCACCGCGGGAUUCCCCUUUUGGCACACCACCGCGGCAAACAUUCGGUGAUUUCCCAUUAUUUUUCCCGACGUUUUCCUAGUUCGGACUAUGUUUCAAAGGCAUUUAGGCGUGCAGGUACAUUUAGAAAAAGUGUAAAUAAUAUAUUUUUGUUCAGAUUCGUAUAGCUUCAGAAUGAAACUGAAAGUUGGGUUUACUUGCGAGAACAAGGCAAAUAAGUUCUUUACCGUGAAGGAACAAAUAUCAUGGAGAGCUGAAAAGAAAGCUGUUUGUACCGAUCUAUUAAAUAGUGUUCCGCAGCCACUUUUGUCAUCUGUUCUAAGCAAAGGGGGCAUUUCUACUGCCAUAUGCCAAGCCCUACUGAUCAUCAAGCCUUCGAUUAAGGUAACAAACUUUCAGAGUGACAACGGUGACGUUGUUUGUGACGUCACUGAUGACGAGUCUUUCCGUAAUGACGUCAUUCAAGGAAAAACAGCAAAAACGCUGCAAUUACAGUUAAGAUCAUUUCGAAGAGUUUAUCGGGAUAAAGUAUUCAAACAAUUGACACGGAUCACAGUCAAAUGCACCAUUGAAAGGUCGGUUACCAGCAAGUUCUCUCAAUCCUCUUGGAAUGAUGAAAUUUAUGAAAAUAGAAAGAAAGAACGAAACACCACCAAACAGGAAAAAGUGGAAGAUGAUCCAAUUCGAACCAGCAAAGCUCCACCCAAGCCGACCAAGCAAUCCCAUAACAGCAGAGACAAACCAGCACCUUCAUCUGAAACGUCACCUCCUUCUAGAGAAAAGGUUCCACCACCAAAACCUCAUUCUUCCAAGUCAAAGACACCACCGAAGAGUGGGAAAAGACCCGAAGACUUGUUUGACCUUUUUUCGCAAUUCAGCGAUAUGCUUGGACAAACCAAGGAAGACGACAAGGGCGAUUUUUGGAAGAGGAAAAAGUACACCGAAGCUCUGCCUCAGCUUAUGAAAGAAUUAGAAGAUACCAGCAAAGAUUUAAAAGAUCGAGGUGUUCUUCAUUUAAAGAUUGGACUUUGUUUGACCCAAGUUGGACGAGCAAGAGAAAGCGGAAAUUACAUCUCUGACGGGUUGGCAAUGAUUAAACGGGAAGAUACUGAUCCGGGAAGAUGCGAGGAGCUUGGUAAUGCAAUAAAAGAUGUGGCGGAGCGAUUUAGCGAUUGUGGUCAAGUGAGAAAGGCUAUUAUAAUUAUAAAACUUGCUGCUUCAAUGUAUAAAAAAGUAGAAGAAUUGCGGCAUGCCUACAAUGGUUUAAUGGAAUGUAAUUGUCUAUUGAUUGGAAUGAAAGGUGCGGAUAAAAGUAUAAUAAUAAAACUAGCUGAAGAAAUACAUCAAACCAUUUUUAAACUUGGUGAAAAUAAGAAAAAUCCUUCAACCGUGAUGGUUCGUUGCACAAGUUGCUUCAACAUGGCGACGCUGUAUUUUGGAGACCGCGCGAAAGAAGUUGAAAUGUACAGAAAGGCCAUCGAAAUGUACGAAGAGGAAUCCGGUUCAGAUGCAAAGUUUUUCAGUUUAUAUGGAAUGUGUCUCAAUCGGCUUGGGUACUUACUUCAGAUGGAAGGAAAAGUAUUUGAAGCCGAAGAAGUUCUCACCAACUCACUACUGAGCAUGAAGUUGGCUAAUGAUUGGAAGAACGAAGCUAAUAGGCAAAAGUUAAUUGAUACGACCGAAAGAACAUUAGAGAAACUAAGAUUUGAACUUAGUACGAUAUGAACAACAGACAUACCCACCAAAGCUAAUAUUAUUAACCGUCUACCGCAAUAUACGCUUGUAUAUCAUUCACAGAUAACAACAUGCUGUAUAUUUCUAAUUUAAAUGUGAAUUCAUUUAGUGAUAAUAUACAGUAGGGGGAGACGGGACACCUUAGCGCAUAUUAUGUAUAUAUCCUGAUCGUGUUUUAAACAAUUAACUACGGUAAUAUGGGAGUCGUGAGGACGCUAUUUUAUAAUUCUUUGAAUGUUGUUUGUUUACUACCAAAUGGGACGGGAAAAUAGAAUGAAAAGCAGUCCCAUUUUCCCCCAACCUUCUUUAUCAUUUUAAAAGUACGUAAUUAUAUUGCAAAAUAAACAGUACAUUGUAUACUA